AUGGAUUCAGAUACUCAGACCCACCUGGUAUCAAUCCUGGUUGACGAAUUCAAUUGCCCCGUUGUCCAGGACCUGAAGAACGCUUCGGGGUACAUGUCUCGCAUACAUGAGAGAUGGUGUGAGGUACAACCUGAGUACCGAGCAUUUCUCUCUCAGAAGUUGCGAGACUACGUUGCCUACCUACAGCGGAAAGGUUAUGUCAAACGUCCUCCCGCACCAGUUCGGCCGGCUGCCGUAAGGGAACCGGUUGUACCAACCAGGGAGGUUGCACUCAUAACACCAGGAGCAUUUGAUGACCGCCAUUGUUUGCACAAAGCAAGACGACCAAAGCCACAAGACCUGGCUCGAAUGGACCAGAAACUUGUAGAGACCCUUUCAGGACAACCCGACAUCUGGCGCAUAAAUUGCGCCGUGUAUGAUGCCGCUCGUGUACUUGCCCAAAGGUCCCAGCCCAUAACAUCGGGUGCGGACAAAAGGGCUGAGCGUCGAACACAAAAGUUGGAAGCCAAAAUCCGGGAGGCGAGACAAUACGCAUCCCGUAUCCAGUGUGUGUUGGAAUACAAAAAGGCUGGGCGACCGUUCACGCCCAAGGUCCGACGCAUAGCGGCGGACUUACGCCGCUUUCAUCACACCCUGAACGGUGCAAUGUUGCAAACCAUCAAGCAGCAUUGUAAUGAAAGGAUACGAGCACUAGUGACCACCAAAAAGUCAUUAGUCAGGAGAGCGAAAGGGCAGAAACAAAACAAGGAUUUUGCAGAGAGCCCCUCUCGCCUAUUCCAGCCGCCACAGCGUGUUGUAGAAAAUACGCCUACCCCGGAGGCUGUCCAUCUGUUCUGGAAGGGAAUCUACGAGCAAGUACGGCCAUUUAAUGCCGAUACCGCGGCCUUGGCACAGUUUGAGACUUGUCUUAAUGAAAAGUUCCAGAAUCCAAACAACCUGUGCCCACCGAUAACCCUUGAGGAGGUUCAAGGAGCCUUAACGGGUGCAAGGAACUUCUCUGCUCCUGGACCGGAUGGGAUUAACACCUACUGGUGGAAGAAGUUUCCAUCAACCCAUCCACAUUUGGUCCGCAUCUUUAAUGCUUGGAUGCAUGGGGAGCAGGGGAUCCCCCAAUGGUUUGUCGAGUGCCGGACCGUGUUGCUUCCUACGAACGGUGAUUUGUCCGAUCCAAAGAACUACAGGCCAAUCACAUGUUUAAACGCAUGCUAUAAAAUCUUUACAAGGGUCUUAUACAUGCGGAUACUUAAAGCAGUGGAUCCUGUUUUUCGUGAGGUAUGCGAACAGCGAGGGUCAAAGAGGGGUGUGGCUGGCUGCAGGGAGAACUUGCUGAUAGAUCGUACUAUCACGCAGGACUCCAGGCAGUACAAGCGGAACCUCUCGAUGGCCUGGAUUGACUACCGCAAGGCGUUUGACACAACGUCUCACCAUCUCGUUGUGCACCUUCUCAAGAGCCUUGCGGUGCCUGAUCCUAUAGUGGAAUGCCUAGAACGAAUGAUCCUACUUUGGCGAACCAGAUUCACCAUAACAUCAGGUGCCACAAAAGUUCGCACAGAGUGGGUGACGUUCCGGAGAGGGGUGUUUCAAGGAGAUUCCUUGAGCCCCCUCUUGUUUUGCAUUUCGCUACUUCCGCUUUCAAUUGCCUUACGAAAAACAAAGGGAUAUACUUGCGGCCCACCUUCGCACCGGAGGCAUAAGGUCACCCAUCUUUUCAAUAUGGAUGACCUUAAACUUUACGCCUCCGGAGAAAGAGAACUACAACAAUCUCUUAGGGUGGUGCAGGAGUAUACUCAUGCGAUUGGAAUGGAGUUCGGAACGGACAAAUGCGUACUGGUUCAUAUCAAGAGAGGACGAUGCGGAGAAUACGGAGAGGAUGAGCAACUUGCUGAUGGAAGCAUUCUUAAACAUCUGAAUGCCGGAGAGACCUAUACCUACCUCGGCAUUGAACAGCGAGUCAUCACCCAAAAUAAUCCGUUCCACGGUUAUAUCUCCCACAUAAUCGGGGAGGCCGUGGACUCUUGA
Tribolium madens (black flour beetle) is the source of this 2019-nucleotide messenger RNA. RefSeq lists its product as uncharacterized. NCBI's taxonomy places the organism in Eukaryota, Metazoa, Arthropoda, Insecta, Coleoptera, Tenebrionidae. Bases 1 to 2019 code for a protein of 672 amino acids. The record is from RefSeq and is a predicted model, not a curated record. The transcript has 3 exons.